Messenger RNA from Zychaea mexicana, 924 nucleotides. RefSeq names its product meiotic recombinase Dmc1. The transcript is spliced from 8 exons. Lineage: Eukaryota; Fungi; Mucoromycota; Mucoromycetes; Mucorales; Lichtheimiaceae. Gene Ontology annotation, cellular component: condensed nuclear chromosome. Gene Ontology annotation, biological process: reciprocal meiotic recombination; DNA strand invasion; DNA recombinase assembly. Gene Ontology annotation, molecular function: ATP binding; DNA strand exchange activity; single-stranded DNA binding. The coding region runs from base 1 to 924 and encodes 307 amino acids. The record is from RefSeq and is a predicted model, not a curated record.
AUGCCCCCAAAGAACAAACAGCAAUCUGAAGACCAACAAACGGCCAAUGAUUCUUCCAGUGAUGAAGAACUUGAUGCUGCCGAAGAGCAGUUUUACACAACAAUUGACGAGCUGCAAGUUCAUGGUAUUGGCAUGGCCGACAUUAACAAGCUGAAAGGUGCCGGCGUAUGCACCAUCCGGGGCGCGCAAAUGAUGACCAAAAGGAGUCUGUUGAAGAUCAAGGGAUUGUCCGAAACCAAGGUUGACAAAAUCAAGGAUGCCGCCGCUAAAGCACAGGGUUGUGGUUUUAUGACCGGAACAGAGCUGUCGCAGCAUCGACAAAAGGUGGUAAAGAUCUCUACUGGAAGCAAGCAGUUUGAUUCCUUGCUUGGAGGAGGUAUUCAAACGAUGUCUAUUACUGAGGCGUUCGGCGAAUAUCGUACCGCAUAUAUUGAUACUGAAGGCACGUUCCGUCCAGACCGAAUCCGAGCCAUCGCCGAACGAUUCGGAGCAGACCCAGAGGUGGCACUUGACAAUAUAUUGAUUGCGCGCGCCUGGAACAGCGACCAUCAAAUGGAUUUGAUUACCGAGGUUGCGGCCAAGUUUGCCGAAGAGAAGGGCGUGUAUCGUCUUUUGGUGGUGGACUCAAUCAUUGCGUUGUUCAGAUGCGAUUAUGCAGGUCGCGGCGAGUUAGCCGAGCGACAGCAAAAGUUGAAUCAGAUGCUCAGUAGACUGACCAAGAUUGCCGAAGAAUACAAUGUUGCCGUUUUCCUUACCAAUCAAGUGUCAUCUGAUCCUGGUGGUAAUGUUUCGGCAACACGCAUCUACUUGCGCAAGGGUCGUGGUGAGGAACGAGUCGCCAAGAUCUAUGAUUCGCCCGACAUGCCUGAAAACGAAGCGUCCUAUGCAAUCUCCGGUGGGGGCAUCGCUGAUGUCUUUCUUUGA